Thecamonas trahens ATCC 50062 is the source of this 6756-nucleotide messenger RNA. Its product is annotated as fibronectin type III domain-containing protein. The record is from RefSeq and is a predicted model, not a curated record. NCBI's taxonomy places the organism in Eukaryota, Apusomonadida, Apusomonadidae. Bases 55 to 3999 code for a protein of 1314 amino acids. The transcript has a single exon.
AGGACUGUGUUGUUCUGUCUCUGACGUGUUUGCAAAAACUGGAUUCGCCCGCCAAUGAAGUUGAGCCAGACCAGGUCGUUGUCUCUCAUGGCAACGUGGGUGGUUGGAGUGAUCCUCCUGGCUGGGUUUGUGGCACUCGGUGCCAUGGCCGCUCCUGACAUUCCGCAGUGUACGGCAGAGGUGGAUCUUCCAUACACGAUGGUGGCCAUGGAAAACAAGCUUCCAGAUGAGACUAUUGUUGCUGAUGUUGAUGGAGACGGGUGGUCGGAUGUGGUGUAUGUGGGUAUGGAUGGUGGGUCUGGCGAGCUUGUUGGGUAUGUUGCUUGGCAUCGGUUCAACAACGAGUCUGGCGCCUUUGACUCGCAGCGGCUAGCGUUUACGCAUGCGGGAAGCAUAGUGAAGGAUGUGGCCGCUGCCGAUUGCGACGGUGAUGGCGACAAGGACCUUGUCGUGGUUGUUGAGGAUGGCAAAUCUAUCGCGUGGCUCGAGAACAUCGACGGGCGUGGUGCGUUUGCUGCCCCGCGCUCUGCUGCUUCUGGUGUCACCGUUGGCACGCAUCUUGCUGCAGCUGACGUAGAUGGCGACGGGGAUGUGGACGUGGUUGUGGCUACCGGCGACGCGCUGUAUGCGAUGGUCAACACUGAUGGCGCGGGCAAGUUUGGCCCGCUCACGGCGAUCUCGUCGAGCCUGUCUUCGAUCACUGCCUUGGUUGUGGCUGACCUCGACAACGACGGGGACGCCGACCUGGCGACUGCAUCUGACGGUGACAACACGAUUGCCUGGCACCGCAACAGCGGCACAGGAAGCUACGCGAAAGUGGUGGUGUCAUCUGCGGCAGCCGCAGCAAAAGCUGUGGUCGCGGUCGACAUCAACGGUGACACUCACGUUGACCUUGCGUCGGCGUCGCAGAACGACAACAAGAUUGCAUGGUAUGCAAACUCGGGCGCGGGCUUGUUUGGAGGCGAGCAGAUAGUGUCUACCGGCAUCCAGCUUGCGACCAAGCUCGCUGCGACUGACGUGGACGGUGACGGACUGCCCGACCUCGUCGCCGCAGCAUCACAGGCCCUGACUCGGCGAGUUGUUUGGUUCCGCAACACGGGUGCUGGCUUUGCCGGAGAAACACCUCUAGAGCCCGGGCUCGAGCCGCAAGCGAUGGUUGCCUUUGACUGCGAUGGCGACGGUGAUGGCGAUGUCGUGACUGUUAAGGCGUCUCCAGGCGAGUUAACCGUCCAUUUGAACGACGACGGCGCCGGCAGCGCAUGGACUAACCGGGUUCUCACGAUGUGGAGCCAGCGCAAACAGGCUAUUGUGGUGGCAGACCUGGACGCCGACGGCGACCUUGACCUCGCAGUCGCAUCGGAUGCAGGAACUGCGCUCCUAUGGCAUGAGAACACUGGCACUGGCGCAUUUUCCGAGGCGCGGCUGAUCUCUACCAGCUCUGCACUUGCCGCCUCUCUCGCGGUGGCAGACUUUGACGGUGACGGAGGGGCAGACGUGGCGGUGGCAUUCAAGGCGGAUAUGAAGGUGGCAUGGCACCGCAACAUGGAUGGCCGCGGUAACUUUUCGACCGAAUUGGUUGUGCAAUCAGGGCUAGUCCAGCCUGUGUGGAUAGCUGCCGGUGACAUUGAUGGCGACACGGACGUCGACCUGGUCAUGGCGUCCACCGCGGCAACUGUGGUGUGGUUCAACAACACUGACGGCAAUGGGGCUUGGUCAGCCGCAAACGUCAUUGCUUCCGCGACGGUUAGCAACGCGGUGUACCUUGGCGACAUGGACGGCAAUGGCGCUGCCGACGUAGUAGUGGCUGGCUUGCCGCUGUUCUGGAUGCCUGGACUGGGUAGCGGUGGGUUCAGCGCUAUGCGCGAGCUCGACAGUGACACCGAGACAUCGGGCGCCGCGUUGGGCGAUGUUGACAGCGAUGGCGAUGUGGACGUAGUGGCCAUGCCGGUUAGCGGCAUCUGGAUUGCGGUGUACGAGAAUCUUGGGGCCGGUUUGUUUGGGUCGCGGCUUGUAAUUGCGUCGGCGAACUCGCCAGUCGCGGUCGUGCUCGGCGACAUCAACGAUGAUGGCUACAUCGACGUGAUGACGACGCGAGUGGAUGACGUCGUCGUUCACUUUGGCAGCAGCAGCGGUCUGCAGCAUUUCACCUCACCGCAGACGCUUGGCUCAGCACAGGAUGGGCCCGGCGCGCUGGUUGUAGGCGACCUGAGUGGCGACGGCAGGCUCGAUGUCGUGGUUGGCUCACGAAACGACAUGCGCAUUGUGGUUUACCGCAAUAUGGAAACUAGACGCAAGCCCAUCAUGGGGCCUGGGUAUACCUCUGGUGCCGAUGUGCUGGUGGCGGCAGACUUUGACAACGACGGUGACCUCGACGUGGCCGAAGGCGGCUAUAACAUGCCAUUGGUGUGGCGCCCGAACAUUGACGGCUUGGCAAGCUUUGGACAAGGGCGGCAAGUCGAAGGCACAAGCAAUGUAGAGGUGCUGGCGGUUGGCGACGUCAAUCAAGAUGGCAGUGCCGACAUUGUGGCAGGGUUUGCCUUCCCGACGCGCCAAGUUGGCUGGUACGAUAACGUCGAUGGGCUCGGCGGGUUCAGCAGCAUCAACGUGGUGACUGGGGCGGGUGCUGUGGGGCACGAUCCUGUUUCACUCGUGAUUGGCGAUGUCAACGCCGACGGCUACGUCGACGUUGUACUGACGACUGCGGGCGGAGGGCAAGUAGUUUGGCUGGCCAACUCCGGAGCGGCUGGCGGACUCUGGCCGAUGCAGGUGGUGAUGGCAUCAGCGCCGCUAGUAGGGGACGCCGUGGUGAGUGACUUUGACGGCGACGGUAUCGUUGACGUUGCGGCAGCGGUCCGCGGAACAGGACUCGUCGAGUGGUUUGUCAACAACGGGACCGGGCUGUUGAGCGGCAGACCACCUGCCGCGACCAUGGACCAGGUUCAGUUUCUGCACGCGGACGAUGUGGAUGGCGACAACGAUGUGGAUCUGGUCUGCAGCUCGUUGAGCGCAGUGGCCUGGCUCGAGAACAGCGACGGAGCCGGAAGCUUUGUCACCCACGUUGUCAGCGCGCCUCUUUCUCCCAUCAGCGACAUGGCCGUGGGCGAUGUCGACGGCGACGGUCGGAUUGAUAUUGUUACCGGAGACGACACAGGCCUGGUUUUCUACAUGGGCUCACCGGUGCCGGACGUUUUUGUGGCCAACGUUCAGAGGUACGACACUUCUUUUGUAAGCCUUCUGGCGGCUGAUGUCGACGGCGACCUCGCGAAGGAAGUCAUGGCUACCGGUGUGUCCGGGGGCGUCUCUGCGCUUCGUCUGGCGUCACGGACAGCACUGGUCAAGUUCAGGCCGCGGACGCUAAGCGGAAGCGAUGGCACAAGUACGUGCGCAACAGCGCCGUUCUCACUGUCGUGUUUGUCUGCACGAGUGAGGGGUGCUUCCAAGUGCGUGACUGACACAAUUGUUCUUGCACCUGGACGCUACUCGUGCAGCUCGACCGGCCAUGCGAUGCUCACGAGGAGUGUGUUGAUCAGCGGACCCGCGCAAGGCGAUGUCCACUUUGAGUGCGAGGGCGGGGUCUUGUUUGAUGUGGCGCCACCCGGCGCCUUGGAGCUUGCCAACAUGACUAUUUCUGGCCUCGGGACAGUCAACUCGCUGGCCACCGGCGCGCCGGGUCUCCGAGUUGUUGGAGCCGGGGCGCGACUGGUGCUGCGGGAGGUUGAGAUCCGAGACGCAGAGUCACGCCGGGAGCUGACCUCGGUUGCCACCUAUGCUGGGCUCGGCGGAGCACUGCUUGUCCUCGACGGCGGAGUAGUCGAGGGCCACAACGUGACGAUGGCAAGGUGCUCGGCAUUCGACGCUGGUGGCGCGGUGUACGCGUCUGGGGCCGGCAGCCGGAUCAGCCUUGUUGCCUCCCGCAUCGUGAACUCGUUUGCGGGGUGGAGGGCGGCGGGAUGGCACUCGCCAACGGAGCAAGGCUGGAGCUGGAGCGAUGUGAGCUGAGCGGCAACUCGGCAUCGCUGGGCUCUGGCGGCGGGUUGGCAAUUGGAAGUGGAGCGACGGUCAAUGUGGUGGCAACUACGAUUGCAAACAAUGUCGCCAGCCGCGGACUCGGUGGCGGCAUGCUGUUGCGGGGCGGCGGAAAUGGCAGUGAGCUGAUGAGGUGCGAGCUGAUAGGCAACAGGGCCCGUGUUGGCGGCGGCCUUGCGAUCAUCGAAAACGGGCUUGACGGGCAUGUUCUGGUUGACGCAGUGCAGGACGCGACGCCCGCGCCUCCUGUGUCGAGCGGGAAGAUUGAGCUCGUGAUGCACGACACGACGCUUGCGGAGAACGAGGGGUCGGUGGCGGGUGGUGGGCUGGCGGUGUGCGGGGCGUUGUUGUCGAUCCGCGGAAGCGCAAGCACAUGGUCGCGCAACUCGCUGGCAUACCCGUCAGCAGAAAAGUCAUCGGCAGACGGGUUCUUGUGCACACCAGCCGGGGCGAGCCUCCCGCUGUCAUCGACGCCGUGGCUGGUGGAGGACGGGCCUGGAAUGACGGACCGUGGGCGAGUCAACGGGCCGCCAAUGGCGCUUGAGUGGGCAGAGGCGCCAGGAGCGCUGACUCAGCUUGGCGACGUCGUAUCAGGCUCGUUUGUGGUGCGGGAUGUGCUCGGCAAAGUGGUUUCGUACGCCAACGUGGUCGUGGAGGUGGAGUUGUCGGGCGCCGGACUUGUGAUGUCGUCGGCAACAAGCGAUGUUGCGACGGGCGGAGGGGUGACUGCCGUGUCGACGACACCGCUGCGGCUUGCGGCCGGCGCAUCUCUGGGGAGUGUUGGAGUCGAAGUGCGGCUUGCUGGGCGCGGCGAGUCGUUGGACGGUACACCGCUCUCUGUGGCGCCACUGAGUGGCGCGAGUGAUGUUGCAGCAUGUGGGGUGGGAUUUGGAUUCCGCGAGGUGAUGGUGGUGAUCGACGGCGACACUGUGGAUGCAGGCGAGUGCGGGCGAUGCGGGCCCGGCACGUAUUCGGAGGUGACGUCUUUGGAGGCGUGCCGAGUCGAGCGCGAGUGCAAUGAGUUUUCGCUAGAUGUCCGUGGCAAGUUCAACGCGAGCUCUGCGGUAUGCGUGUGCCAGGCCGGAUACACGUUGGCGGGUCGGGACGAUGACGAGUAUGCCGUGUGCGUGGCUUGCCCGACUGGUGCGAUCUGCGCGAUGGGAACUGGGGAACCAGUGCCCGCACCCGGCUACUUUGCCGAAGACACCGAAGGUGGAGUUGUGUUUCUGCGGUGCAAGCGGCAGUCUGGAUGUGCUGGCGGCUCGCUGUCGACGCAGUGUGCGCGCGGUUACAGUGGAUAUCUUUGUAGCAACUGCGAGGCCGGGUACUUUUCCAACUCGCGAUCCGAGUGCGUCGAGUGUCCGAGUGCGUCUGGCGCGGUGCUUGCGGCGACUCUUGUCUCGCUUGUGCUUGGCUCUCUGCUGGCGGCGAUGGCGAUUGGCGCGGGUGUGGCGCGAGCGCAAGCGGCGAAGAGGUCUGCCGAUGGAGGAGUGGUGGCACUCCGCAGUAGCGUGCUACCGGCAAGCACGUCGAUGGUGGUGGUGACGUGCCAGGUGCUGGGUAUGUUUGCCGAGGCGCAGUUUGAGUGGAGUGCGUCGUCGCGGGCGGCGCUGGGCGUGUUCCGUGCGGCCAACAUUGAUGUCAACUUGUUUGCGUCCGAGUGCUCGCUCUCGUCGUUCCACGCCAAGUAUGUGAUGAGUGUGGCAGUUCCACUGGUGGUCGUGUUUGGCGCGGUGUGCGGGCUGGUGGCGUUCAAGUGGGUAGGCCCGGUUAUGCCGCUGCCGUUUGGACUCGGCGAGCUGCGGACGAUGCCGGUUGCCACGCUAGUUGACGCCGGGCUGUUUACGAUGGCGCCGCUGUUGUACAUUCCGGUGGCGCGAGCGGUGCUUGUGCUGUUUGACUGCACAUCAAUGCCGAAUGGGCGGUAUGUGAUCGAUGUGGAUCCAAGCGUGGCGUGCUUUGACGGGCGGUGGUUCGGAGUGUUGUCGGUAGGCGUGUUGGCACUGGUCGGGUAUGUGAUUGGAGUACCGGGGUACUUUUUGUGGUGCCUCAUGCGGUGCUCGUCGAAUCUACUGGAGCCGAGCACGUUUGCGCGGUACGGCGGCCUGUACAAGCUCUUCCGAGUGGCGUACUACUGGGGCGGAGUGGCGGAGCUGGGCAAGCGGCUUGUGAUUGUGGGCAUUUCCGUGUUUGCAUCCGACCAGCAGCUGCUGCAGAUUGGGCUGCUCCUUGUGGUUCUCCUGAGCUCUUCGUAUGCAGUGCAGUCGCUGCAGCCAUACUACCUCCCACUGUACAACGCGAUCGAUUUUCGGUUGACUGUGGUGCUGGUGGCGAUGCUCGUGCUCGGCACGUUUUCGUACGCUGAGCGCGGGGGUGGCGGCAGCGCGGAGACUGCGAUCUCUGUGUUUGUGGUGGCCGGACUGGUGGUCUUUGCAGCAGUUGCCGUCCACGCCAUUGUGGCCGACAUCCUGCACAUUAUGGCGUGUCGGCGCGAUCGGCAGCACCCGUCGAGCCGACGGGCGGCGCGGAUGGCGGCCAUGCUCGAGCGCGAGACGGCGGACAUGGAUCGCACCGGCGUUGACGCCGAGCGCGUCAUUGCACUCGAAGCCGCAAUGGGCGCGCUCCAGCACAGCGGGUCGCGAGGCGGCAAGGGAGACGAAAUCGAGAUGGAUCCGCUUGUGGCAACAGCAGUGUGACGGCCUGGCGCGGCGGUAAAUGGGGGGCAACGAC